Syzygium oleosum is the source of this 982-nucleotide messenger RNA. RefSeq lists its product as uncharacterized. The record is from RefSeq and is a predicted model, not a curated record. Bases 298 to 768 code for a protein of 156 amino acids. NCBI's taxonomy places the organism in Eukaryota, Viridiplantae, Streptophyta, Magnoliopsida, Myrtales, Myrtaceae. The transcript has 4 exons.
GAUGCUUGUGAAGAUCCAAACACGUGAUCUGGUCUCAACAGCACAUACCCAAAUAAUUGACUGUAGUAUUUUCAAUUGAAUUUGCUUUCUGUAGGCUCAUUAGAUUUUACCUCUCUGUUAAUCAAGUACGUACUUGCUGAUUUUUUUGUAUGUUACUUUGAUGCAGAGUUGUUUGAUGCGGUUGCAUUCUAUUGAUAUCACUCCCGAACUCGAUGAGGCUCUGCUGAGAUUUAAGCUGCAUUUCAUGAAAUUCGGAGAAAUUCCCCAAACACCAUAGGAUGGAGAUGCAGGCAGGUCAUGAGACAUUACGAAAAGGCAUUUCAAAGUUCUUUGCUGUUGCCACUUAUAAUUUGCUCCGAGUUGUUAGUAUCUGGAAAGAUUCAGGUUAUUUGUCUCGACAUCAGCUCAGACAAAAGACUUGACAAAGAGGAGCAGACAUACACAAAUGAGCAAUUUGAAAAUGUAGGAAGCCUAAGGUUCCUUACAGUGAGAAAUGCGAGUAUUAUUGGAGAUUCUCCGAAGCUAUUGCCUGAAUUAAAUUGGCUUGAGUGGAAGGGAUGUCCUACAUCUUUUGUGGCGACCUAUUUCGCAUUUAGAGAUAGUACUUGUGCUGGAGUUGAAAUUGAGCCCAAUCAGAGAUCAUGGGAAGCAUGGAGUUCAAUCAUGCUUUCAAACGUUUGGAGAUUCUCAUCCUUGAGGAUUGUAUCGGACCAGAGCGGAUUCACCAUUCUAUCGGCGACGUUAAGAGCCUCAUUUCCUUGUACUUGAGGAAUUGCAAGAGACUUCGGGAGUUAAAUCUCCUCUUCUCAGAAGAAAUGACGAAGAGUUGGGCCAUGGAGGAUGAAUUCUAAUUCAAAACUUGAUGGAUUUGUAGGUUUGGACCAUUUUGUGUGGAGUGAUUCAACUCUGGCGAUGAACCCAUUAAUGUACUAACGGUCAUGGCUGUGACUGGUCCUUGAGUCAUUUUUCUCUUAUGGUCUUC